ACCGUUAUUGAGGAAGUUGACUUUUAUGUCUACUUUGUAAGUAAGUGUACGCUACAAAAAAAAGUGGCAAUGCGGCGUGACAUGAGGGAGAAAAGUCACUUGACACUUCUUUAAUCAAUAAGAGGAGCUCCUCAUGGCACCCAGACAAAUAUCUGUAAGGCUUUUGAGGCUGUUUUUAUGUCUUUGUUGCCGGCUGUGGACAAGCCGAAGUCCCGGUGACGGAGUGUGGGCGUUGGAUGACACCCCAGUGGCCCACAUGAGCAUCCCGCAGCCCAACCCGGACGGCCUGGGUCCUCACCACUCACGCUUCAGUGACUGUCAGGCCAACGUGCACGGCAAUCUCACACACGAGAACAUUGGUGCCAGCAACCACAGCGGUCUACCGGUAGCCGAGUCCAGGCUGGUCGCGUACGAACUGCCUGGCCGUGUUGGGACCGCCCAUUUUACUGUCGUCCACGACCCACUGAGGACCCUGUCGGUGCUGGAGCCAGGUGGGCCGGGAGGUUGCGCCAAUUACACUUUGUCUACGGUGGAAGCCACGUCCCGGGCCCCUGGCUGUCUGUACGCCCAGAACGGCGGCUUCUUCGACACACAUACAGGCCAGUGUCUGGGCAACGUGGUGAGUGACGGUAGGAUGGUGCAGGACAGCGGCGGCGUGCAGAACGCCCAGUUUGGCAUGAGGAGGGACGGCACCCUGGUGUUUGGGUAUCUGUCCGAGGACGAGGUUUUGGAUGAAUCCAAUCCCUUUGUUCAGUUGGUGAGCGGAGUCAUCUGGCUGCUGAGGAAUGGCGAGGUGUACGUUAAUUCCAGUCUGAAGGCUGAAUGCAAGGGGACGCAGGAGACCGGCUCCUUGCAGUAUUUCACCGACGUUAUUUCGGCCAGGACGGCCUUGGGUCACGACGCCGAGGGCAGGGUUGUCUUGGUGCAGGUAGACGGACAGACGGGAGAAAGGGGAAUGAACCUUUGGGAGAUGGCUGACUUUCUCAAAGAAAAUGGAGUCAUCAACGCUAUCAAUACGGAUGGCGGCGGCUCGUCCACCUUUGUGUCCAAUGGCAUCUUGGCCAGCUACCCGUCCGACAAAUGCAAGGCAAACACAAGGUGGCGCUGCGCUCGGGCAGUCUCCACCGUCCUGUGCGUCCACCCGCGACGUUGCCGGCCGGCGGACUGCGGCGGACACGGCGUAUGCGAGGACGGAGUUUGUCGCUGCCAGGAAGGCUGGCGGGGCGCCGGCUGCGAGUCGGCGGUGUGUCAACCGCCAUUUUGCCGUCCCCACGGGGUCUGCACCGCCGGCGCUUGCGUCUGCCACGCCGGAUGGAGAGGCAAGAACUGCAGUCAAGAAUGUUUGGCAGGUUCCUAUGGCAACGGCUGCAAUCUGACUUGCAUCUGCAUGAACGGCGGCUCGUGCCAUCACGUCCACGGAGGCUGCAGCUGCGUGCCGGGAUUCUCCGGAGCAACCUGCGAAGAAGGUGGACGCUCAAGGGACAAAGAGCAGGAGCGAGAAACUUAUCUGACAGAGGCAACCUGGUUGGCGCUCACGAUCAUCUUGAGCAUUCUGCUGUUGCUCAACCUGCUGGCUGUGGUGGCCCUGCUGCGCAGGCCCUCACGGGUGAGCGGCACGCGUGCCAACUACCCCUACCUGCCGCUGACCACCUUCGACGAAGAGGUUUCCAACGGCCGUACGGCUGACAAAUGUGAUCGGGAUUGCUCAAACUCACUGGAAAUAAUCUAGGCCAUGAAGAAGAGACGCUUGACUUUCAAAACACUGGAAAAGGUGAGUUCCACAAAGUCUUGUCACACUUGACAGACAUUCCACACACACAUAUUUUUUUAAUUAUAACUUAAAGUAUGAUACUUUAUUUGAAUUUUUAUUUUUGGAGAUUGUGGUCAUUCUCAGGGAUAAAUUCUGCUGCCAGUCAACUGGAAUCGCAGUCCAAAUCAUUUCGAUAGAAUAUUCAGAUAUCAAUGAAGAAUGUAUAGAAUUAUUGGAAAUUUAUAUUUAUAGUGCUAUAUCAAUAUUUGAUGAGACUAUCCAAUAAAUGAAUAAAGAAAAGACUCAUUUUUC
Messenger RNA from Syngnathus typhle (broad-nosed pipefish), 2062 nucleotides. It is a transcript of the gene nagpa, whose product is annotated as N-acetylglucosamine-1-phosphodiester alpha-N-acetylglucosaminidase. The transcript has 11 exons. The coding region runs from base 134 to 1729 and encodes 531 amino acids. The record is from RefSeq and is a predicted model, not a curated record. Lineage: Eukaryota; Metazoa; Chordata; Actinopteri; Syngnathiformes; Syngnathidae.